CGGCUGCACUCCAGUUCAGUAGGUGGCGGUAAAGCAAUCUCUACGUUGAUUUGCCAACAGCCAUAAAACAAGAACUCCACGCGACGGAAGUACAUAGCUUUAGUGCGGGUAGCGUUUCUUUUUUUUAAAGCUAUUAACUGGGUGAAAUGAGUUUAUUCGGGACGAGCACGGGCUUUGGGUCCGGUGGAACGGGUGUUUUUGGAAGUGCUUCCACAGAUAGUCAUAAUCCAAUGAAGGAUGUUGAAGUGACAUCGCCACCCGAUGACAGCAUAAGUUGUUUAGCUUUCAGUCCUCCUACAAUGCCUGGAAACUUUCUAAUUGGAGGCUCGUGGGCCAAUGAUGUGCGAUGCUGGGAGGUUCAAGAUAAUGGUCAAACUGUCCCUAAAGCACAGCAGAUGCACACAGGUCCAGUGCUGGAUGUGUGCUGGAGUGAUGAUGGUAGUAAGGUAUUUACAGCCUCCUGUGACAAAUCCGCUAAGAUGUGGGAUCUGAACAGCAAUCAAGCCAUACAGAUAGCACAACAUGAGGGCCCAAUCAGGACAAUUCAUUGGAUAAAAGCCCCAAACUACAGCUGUAUCAUGACUGGCAGCUGGGACAAAACACUGAAGUUUUGGGAUACACGUUCCCCAAAUCCAAUGAUGUCUCUGCAAAUGCCAGAGAGAUGUUACUGUGCAGAUGUGGUGUAUCCUAUGGCUGUAGUGGCCACUGCAGAACGUGGUCUUAUUGUAUACCAGUUGGAAAAUCAGCCCUCAGAGUUUCGACGUAUUGAUUCACCUCUGAAGCAUCAGCAUCGUUGUGUGGCUAUCUUUAAAGACAAGCAGAAUAAGCCUACUGGUUUUGCACUGGGCAGCAUUGAAGGACGAGUUGCCAUUCACUACAUAAACCCACCCAACCCAGCCAAGGACAAUUUUACCUUUAAGUGUCACAGGUCAAAUGGAACUAACACUGCCACACCUCAAGAUAUUUACGCUGUGAAUGCUAUCUCCUUUCACCCUGUCCAUGGUACUUUGGCGACAGUAGGCUCUGAUGGCCGCUUCAGUUUCUGGGAUAAAGAUGCUCGCACUAAGCUGAAGACCUCUGAACAAUUAGAUCAACCAAUAACAGCUUGUUGCUUCAAUAACAAUGGGAACAUAUUUGCUUAUGCUUCCAGCUAUGACUGGUCUAAGGGACAUGAAUACUACAAUCCCCAGAAAAAGAAUUACAUCUUCUUGAGGAAUGCAGCUGAGGAACUGAAGCCUCGGAACAAGAAAUGAUUCAUCAAGCUUCAUCAUUUGGAAGACCUGCAUUAGUGUGUGUAUAUAUGGGAAAAAGGCAGAAGCACCCUCAUUUGACUUGCAUCUGGACCAAUGGCAAUGCAACUUUUAUGGACCAAUGAGAAGGGCCCAACUGUUUAUAAGUAAUGGUUGUGAGAAGUGGCUUUUGAGACAUGCUUCAGAUUUAAGAUGUCAUUUUUCAGUAUUCUUGGUGUAAUUUGAUGUGCUAUUUUCUUUCUUCAUGAAAGUCUUUUAUUUUUAAUACUACCUUUCAAGAAGAAAAUGCAUUUUCAUCUCAAUUUUGCUUUGUCUGCUUGUUGUAGAAUCUGAUUGUGUAACCAACAAUAAAUCUGUCUAGAGCUUUGCCUGCA
Messenger RNA from Misgurnus anguillicaudatus (oriental weatherfish), 1624 nucleotides. The record is from RefSeq and is a predicted model, not a curated record. NCBI's taxonomy places the organism in Eukaryota, Metazoa, Chordata, Actinopteri, Cypriniformes, Cobitidae.